CGGCCACCAAUUCCGGAUGGGUGCGACUCUGUCGUCGCCGUCAAUUUGCAGUCGGCCAGCCGGCAGCUCCUCGUGAGGCCGAGACAAGCCCAGCGAAGACGACGAGCCCAGGCGCAUAUGUUCCGCGCUGGUCGGCAUGCUGCCCCGCCACGCGCCAGCAGGCGGCUACGACCUGCCGGGCUCCAGCGCUGUGCCACUCCUCGCUUACCGGCCUCUGUGCGCUCGGCCGCAGGUGCAGGUGGAGUCGUCGCCCAUGAAGACAACGUGGUACUGUCCUCUGGAUGCGUCCACAGUCGCGGAAGAGGAAGAGGAUGGACUUAUCUACACGGUGGUGGUCAAACAAGUGGCUGGCUCGCCCACGUCGUGCGUUUCCCGCAGCAAGUAUGUGAAGGCAGGCACGGAAGAGAAGCUGGCGCUACACCUGCUGCACUCUUUCGCGCUGGGCGACCCGUCCUUUGUCGCCAUCUUCCUGGCGACCUAUCGCUCUUUCAGCACCACGCAGAAAGUGUUGGACGUGCUCACUGACAGGUUGGAGCGGCCGCCCAGCCACGCUGACGACGGACAGCCCAGGAAAUCCUUCAACAGAGCCGUGCGCUCGGUGUUUGGCGCGUGGCUGUCCGAGUACCCCGAGGACUUCCGCGGCCUCCAGGAGCCUUCGCGCCUCCUGCGAUUGGCGCCACUUCUUCCUGGAGACUCACCGUCCGCCGCUGACCUUCGCGCUCGCGUUCUCCGCCUGGCCGAGGAGCUCAGUGAGAAAGCCUUGCUGCCCGACGACGCAUAUCCAGGGGCAGAGGUGAAUGUCGCCAGCAGCCCGUCGUCUCGGGAUACACAUCAGUUCCAGGCCGCCGCCAUUCUGAGCUUCCCCACGGCCGUCGUGGCUGAGCAGCUCACCCGCAUUGAAACGGAUCUGUUCGUGCGCCUGGUGCCGUACCACUGCCUGGGCUCGCUGUGGUCGCAGCGCGACAAGAAAGGCCACGAGGGCGCGUGCUGGUCCGUGCGGGCCACCGUGCGCCAGUUCAACUGUCUGGCCAACGCCGUGCUAGUCUCAUGCCUGAGCGGCAAUGCCGGCACACGGAGGCCGGCCAGGCUGCUGGAGAAGUGGAUCGCCGUGGCCCAGGCGUGUCGCGGCAAGAAGAACUUCUCUUCGCUGUACGCCAUCGUGUCGGCCCUGCAGAGCAACCCCAUCCACCGCUUGAGGAGGACGUGGCAGGACACCGACAGGGAGAUGAUGAAGAAGUACGAGGAUCUGUGCGAGAUCUUCUCGGACAAGGACAACUACUCGCAGAGCCGAGAGUUGCUUAAGGAGGAAGGCACAUCCAAGUUUGCCAACCUGGACGAGCACAUCACCAGCAAGCGCGCUACCGAGUGGGGCGCGUGCCAGGGCACGGUGCCCUACCUGGGCCAGUUCCUGACCGACCUGACCAUGCUGGACACCGCUGUCAAGGACCGGCUGGAGAACGGCUACAUCAACUUUGACAAGCGCCGACGGGAAUUUGAGGUUCUAGCUCAAAUCCGGCUGCUGCAGUCGUCGUGUAAAAACUGCGCCUUGGUACCGGAUGAGGCCUUCCUGCGCUGGUACCGCAGCGUUCCCACGCUAAACGACCAGGAAAGUUACAGACUAUCCCAUGAGAUCGAAGCACCUUGCGAAGCGGUGCCACAAGCCUGCGGCGGCCUGCCGACCGUCGUCAUCACGCAGUGCCCCAACUUCAGCGUCUCCGUGAGCGGCCCGGCCGACGCUCCCUCGGACCCGUCCUGGCCCGUCAACAGCCUGCUCUCCAAACUCACCAAGGUGAGCGCGGGCCUCCUUUCGCCAGCGAGCCGAGCGUGCGUCCGCGCCGUCGCCUCCUCGAGGCGGGUCACAGUUGCAUCCUCGGACGAUCCUCAACUUUUGGAGCAUAUGAGAUCUCCGUCAGUGUCGUGUCUGGAUGUGGACACGUCGCCGCCGCUGGCCAUCAACGGCUCGGCGGCCUCCCGGUUGGUUCCAGGGACUCCUCCCAAAUCCCACCGCCGCUCCGCCUCCUGCGGCAACAACCAGCCUGUCGCCAGCAGCAGGGGUCAGAGUUCGGGCCCCGACAUGCGCAUUAUCAGGAUCCGCAUGGACCUGCAAGAUGGCAACUUGUACCGCAGCAUCCUGGUGACGAGCGACGACAAGACGCCGGCCGCCAUCGGCACGGCACUGGAGAAGCACAAUCAGGACCGGGUGCGGGCGUCAGCAUACGAGCUGGUUCAACUUCUGCCCGAAGGGAAAGAGUUGCUGAUCCCGGCCACGGGCAAUGUUUUUUAUGCCAUGAUGCCAUCCAGCGUGGACUUCCUGCUGAGGCGCAAAGCUGGCGACACGCCCGCAGGCCAAUCGGAGCACAGCGCCGCCGCCACGUAUCCUCGAAUCAAGGCCAAAGGAAGGAGAUUGGCCCGAACUCUCUUUUGAUACCACACCGGCGCAAGCCGCUUUCAUUUCAGUCUUUUUGGCUUUGUCAAUUUAUUCCCUGCCCAUUUUUUUAGGAUCUACUUUGUAUUUCUUGUUUCUGUUUUUAAAACAACCGGAUGUUUUACAGCUUCCACUGAAUGUACUGUGUUUAUUUCUUUCAUUGUUUUUAAAUUUUUGAGUUUAUUUUUCUUUCGCUUGGGUUUUUGUUUAGUGGGUGGGGGAGUAACUGUUUCAUUUUUCUAAGGUAGAUUUUACUGCAUUUGACUUUCAUUUUGCCGCAGCUCCUACCAAAUUAAGAUGAAUCUUUUUUAAGUUAAAGUUUUAAAUUUUAAUUUGCAUUUGUGUGUAUCUAAUGUCUUAUUUUAAACUAUGAUUUCCAAAUUGUGUCUUUCAAAGAGAUUAUUUGCAAAUUCUUGGAGAUUUGUUUGGAUUUAACUCAAAAUGUCAUUUUUCCUACAUGCUCACAAAUUAUCCAUUUUUUUGACUGGGUUGCUUUCCAAAUCAUUUGCUUUCUUGAAUGUUUUCAAUUGGUGCUUUCUGUCAGGGGUGUCAAAUCCAGUCCGCGGGGGCUCCUGCAGAACGUGAGGAUGAAUGAUCAUUUGAAUCAGGUGUGUUUAACAAGGUAAACUUGAGAAACAUGCAGGGAUGCGACACCCAAUGACUGGAGUUUGACACCUGUCCUCCACAUGAAGUUUUUUGCUUUGUUUUGAUGGUGUUGGAAAUGUCCCGCAGUCACUUGUAACGCAUACUUGGUCUUUUAUCACGGCUGUGUCGUGCGACAGGGCAAAGUGCCACCUUUGGUGAGGCCAAGAGUAGCUGACUGGAGGCCACAGCGGCGCCAGUGAACUCAUUGUCUGUUACUGCAUAAAAACAUGUCUGCUUUUGGGUGCCUUUCUGUAAAAAGUGCACCCCCCUGUAAGUAUUUCCAAUAAAUGUCCUAUUUUUGCACAGGCAAA
Syngnathus acus (greater pipefish) is the source of this 3381-nucleotide messenger RNA. It is a transcript of the gene rgl2, whose product is annotated as ral guanine nucleotide dissociation stimulator-like 2. Gene Ontology annotation, cellular component: plasma membrane. The record is from RefSeq and is a predicted model, not a curated record. Gene Ontology annotation, molecular function: guanyl-nucleotide exchange factor activity. NCBI's taxonomy places the organism in Eukaryota, Metazoa, Chordata, Actinopteri, Syngnathiformes, Syngnathidae. The coding region runs from base 137 to 2425 and encodes 762 amino acids. Gene Ontology annotation, biological process: positive regulation of GTPase activity; Ras protein signal transduction. The transcript has 20 exons.